Messenger RNA from Papilio polytes (common Mormon), 2392 nucleotides. RefSeq names its product phosphoenolpyruvate carboxykinase [GTP]-like. The coding region runs from base 185 to 2083 and encodes 632 amino acids. NCBI's taxonomy places the organism in Eukaryota, Metazoa, Arthropoda, Insecta, Lepidoptera, Papilionidae. Gene Ontology annotation, cellular component: cytosol. Gene Ontology annotation, biological process: hepatocyte differentiation; gluconeogenesis; cellular response to insulin stimulus. The record is from RefSeq and is a predicted model, not a curated record. The transcript is spliced from 14 exons. Gene Ontology annotation, molecular function: phosphoenolpyruvate carboxykinase (GTP) activity; GTP binding; manganese ion binding.
GAAUGGAAAAUAACAAGUCAGUGUGCAAUCGACGUUAACGUUCGCAUCACGUCUCUGUUGGCGCGCAUUAUCUUUGCGCGGGAAACUAUAUGUCAGGAGAAACGAGUACACCAAGGGGACAUUACUAGCCCGAGUUGACUGGCCGUUUGACAGACGAGAAAUAAAUCAAUAGACGACUGUGAAAAUGGUGCUUAUAUUUACGAGGUUAACAAAAAAAUGCGCGCAAGUGGCACUGGGAUGCAGCCGGGCAGCUCAUCAGACAGCCCUGCGAGGGACUAUCAAGCCAAGUCCACAACUAGCUGCUCUUACACCAAAGGUUCGCGCGUUCGUUGAGCGCAGCGCAUCUAUAUGCGAGCCCGAACAUGUGCACGUGUGCGACGGCUCGCCAGCGGAGGCGGCCGCGUUGUUGCAGCUUAUGCAACAACAGGGCACACUGCGUCCCCUACACAAGUAUCAAAACUGUUGGCUAGCCCGUACUGACCCCGCGGACGUGGCUCGUGUCGAGUCCAGGACUUUUAUCUGCUCUGACAAGGAGCGCGACGUGGUGCCUGCCGCUAGAGCCGGACAGAAAUCCGCUCUAGGAAACUACAUCACUCCGGGAGAUUAUGAGAAGGCUAUCUCUGAUAGAUUCCCGGGAUGUAUGCGAGGUCGCACGAUGUACGUGAUCCCAUUCUCAAUGGGUCCCGUUGGUUCUCCGUUAUCAAAGAUCGGUGUCGAAGUGACGGACUCUCCUUACGUCGUCUACUCUAUGCGCGUCAUGACAAGAAUGGGUACCACAGUGUUGGACUUGCUGCGUAAAGACGAGCAAUUCGUUCGUUGUUUGCACGCGGUGGGCAAGGCGGGCACACCGGGCUGGCCUUGCGACCCGUCCCGCACUAUCAUACUACACAAGCCUACUGACAAUGAGAUAGUCAGCUAUGGAAGCGGCUACGGCGGUAACAGUCUUCUGGGUAAGAAGUGUUUCGCGCUGCGCUUGGGCUCCGUGCUCGCGCGGAGAGAGGGCUGGCUUGCGGAACACAUGCUGAUCGUCGGUAUAACGGACCCUAAAGGUCGUAAGCGAUACAUCGCGGCUGCAUUCCCCUCAGCCUGUGGCAAGACUAACUUAGCGAUGAUGACGCCAACAUUACCCGGUUACAAAGUGGAGUGUGUCGGUGAUGAUAUCGCAUGGAUGAAGUUCGAUAGUAACGGAGUAUUGAGAGCUAUUAACCCAGAGAACGGAUUCUUUGGUGUCGCGCCUGGUACAUCAACAGCAACAAACCCAAUAGCAAUGGCAUCAAUCUUCCGUGAUACGGUGUUCACUAACGUAGCUGAGACUAGUGAUGGCGGCGUGUGGUGGGAGGGCAUGGGCAAUGCUCCUGAGAGUCUGAUAGACUGGAAGGGACAACCCUGGGACCCUAGUAAGAAGUCUUUAGCAGCCCAUCCUAACUCGCGGUUCUGCACUCCAGCGGAGCAAUGUCCGAUAAUAGACGGUCAGUGGGAGAGCGCUGAGGGCGUACCUAUCUCAGCGAUCCUGCUGGGCGGGCGGCGGCCGGCGGGCGUGCCGCUGGUGGUGGAGGCCCGAGACUGGCAGCACGGCGUCUUCAUGGGAGCCACUAUGAGGUCGGAGGCAACGGCUGCAGCUGAACACAGCGGUAAGGUAGUGAUGCACGAUCCAUUCGCGAUGCGUCCAUUCUUCGGCUAUAACUUCGGGGAGUACUUACAGCAUUGGCUGUCGAUGCCGCAGCCGGGACGCAAAAUGCCUAAAAUCUUCCAUGUUAACUGGUUCCGGAAAGACGCCCAGGGUAAAUUCCUCUGGCCCGGUUUCGGUGACAACUCCCGCGUGCUGGACUGGGUGCUCCGCCGCUGCGACGAGGAGUCUUGCCACGUGGAGACUCCGCUGGGCUACGUGCCCACGCCCGGAGCCCUGAAUACUGAUAACCUUGAAGAUAUCAACAUGAAGGAAUUGUUCAGCAUCCCUAAAGACUUCUGGAAACAAGAGGCCGAUGCAGUAGAGAAAUACUUCAAGGAUGAAGUCGGUGAAGACUUACCAAACGAAAUGUGGGACGAAUUGAAGAAAUUGAGAACAAACAUCGAAAAAUCAUAGACUAAUAUACCAAAGACAACUGAACGCAACUAUCAAACCAUAAUCUAAUAAUCGAUAAAAAUUGUACAUAAAUAUUAUUUAUAAGAACAUUCCAAUUUAAUAAAUAAGUAUUAGGAUUAAGUAGCUAAUAAAAUAUACUAAUCACAUCCUUAUCGUUAAAAAAUCAGCUAAAUUUGCAGUAAAAUGUGAACAGAUUAAUUAAAAAAAAAAAACAUAUGACUUAUUAAAAAUGCAAUGGCUGUGUUAAUUAGGAAAUAUUGUAUAUACCUUUAUGAGUGAAUUGUGUAAAAUAAAUUCAUAUUAAUCUUA